AUGCGAUAUAUCAAUCUGCUACCCGUCGCGGCGUCCGUGGCCACAGCCAUCGUCCUCCCUGACGACGCGACCGCUCAGCAAUUGGGCUUGGACUUGGAGAAGCCGGCCGAGAAAGCCGAGAAGGCAGCGCCGGCAUGGUGGGACUCUGUGCGCUCAGCGCCUGAGGCAGCCUUUGACUUCAUCGACAAGAGGGCACACAACCUCCUCGAUCAGAUCGAGACUUUCUAUGAGACGGAUGCGGCCGAAGACGUUUUCGGCAUAGCCGGACUUCACGGUGGCCACGGCCCAUACAAUUUAACCUUAUACCAAGCGAUUAACUUAUCGAAUUACACCAAGAAGUUCGCGGCUCUCGUGAACGACUUCCCCGAUGUUGUCGACUUGCUGAACAGCACCAAGACAAAUUCAACGGUCUUCAUUCCUCUCGAUAAGGCAUUUGAGAAGAUUCCUGACCACGGCCACAAGCCGCCUAAGGAAUUCGUCGAGAAGGUCAUCGAAUACCAUGUCUUGUCCGGAGUCUAUCCCGCCGGCCGUGUGCUAGCUUCCCACACCCUGCCUACAUCCCUUAAGAGCAAGUUCCUUGGGGAUUGUCCCCAACGAUUGAGAGCCAGCCUCAGCUUGUUCGGGCUCAAGCUUAACUUCUUCAGCAAGAUUGUCAAGGCGGAUCAGUUCUUCAAGAAUGGCGUCGCCCACGGCGUAGAUAACAUCCUGGUACCACCGCCGCCCGCGGGACGAACAAUUCAGCUGUUCCCUUCCAAGUUCUCUACGCUUGAGCUGGCAGCGAAGAAGACCGGGCUGUUCUCCCAUCAUGAACACGGCAAGGAUGACGACCACAAGCACUUCGAGCCCCGCACAACUGGCCUAACCAUCUUCGCCCCUACCAACAACGCCUUCGCUCGCCUAGGCCCCGCUGCCAACGCCUUCCUGUUCAACACCGAGAAAGGCCUCGGCUUCUUACGCGCUCUGCUGAAGUACCACAUCGUAAUGAAUGAGACUCUGUACUCAGACGCAUAUUACGGACAGAAGGGCCAAUCCGAAGACAUCUUCGCACAAUCGACAUCCAAUGACGACGUCAGCGCGACUAGCAGCGAGAAGAACGGCCACUUCCACGUCGACCUCCCCACGCUGCUCGAUGGCAAGCAUCUGUCCAUCGACAUUGCUCGUUUCUUCGGCUUCAUAACAAUGACCAUCAACGGCGCCGCCAAGGUCGCCGUCGAGGACGGCGUCUGCCUGGACGGUGUCAUCCACGUCAUGGGCUCAGUGCUGUUCCCGCCCCGCACACCCGGAUCUGGCGCCUCGUGGACCGAGGCAGACGGCGAGAUCUCCGUCGAGGAACUCGUCGACAUCCUACAACCUUACGUCGAUGAGGAUGGCGAGACAAACUCCCCUGCUGGCGGGGACCAGGUUUGGGGUGAACUAUAA
Xylaria bambusicola is the source of this 1419-nucleotide messenger RNA. Its product is annotated as FAS1 domain-containing protein. The transcript is spliced from 2 exons. Gene Ontology annotation, biological process: macroautophagy. Bases 1 to 1419 code for a protein of 472 amino acids. Gene Ontology annotation, cellular component: fungal-type vacuole membrane. Lineage: Eukaryota; Fungi; Ascomycota; Sordariomycetes; Xylariales; Xylariaceae. The record is from RefSeq and is a predicted model, not a curated record.